GGUCUGCUCUGGACUCCUUGCCCGCUCUAUCCUGGAGCCGGCCGUGCUGUGGAGCUGGGAGAUUUAGCACCAGGCUGGGCAGUGUGCUCGGUGCGAGAGGAAGGAGCCCCAAAGAGGGCACGGGUCCUCCCUGCCAGCCGUUCUGGUGGGUCCCCGAGUGCUCUGCUCUGCGCAGACCAAGCCGCACACACCCUCUGUCUGUGACCAGCUGGUGGCAUUCAGAACACCAGUAAAACCAGGACAUUUGAUUUGGUCACUUGCAGGAGGUACUGGGUGAGUCUCUCGGCACGGUGGGUUUGCAGCAAUGGGAGGUGUGGUGGCUUUGCAGCUCCACCGGUCCCUUGGUGGCCUCUCGGGGACCUGAGGUCCUCUGGCUCUUCUGGGACUGCAAUGCUUCCUUUGUGGUUAACCAAAAUCAGAGACUCCGGGAGAUGGUGUCAGGCUGUGCGAGGAACCAGAGGGCCGGUGUUGGCUAAUGGCUGCGGUCGCAGCGGGGGACUGAUGUGAAGGCGCUGGGGCCUUGCUGCUGUUCCCGGCACGGUGCGGGGGGAUGGCAGGGCUGCGCAGGCUGGGCUGGGGCCCCAAACUGAACCCCCUCCCGGGAGCUGCACAGUCGUGUGUGCAGGACAGGGUGGAGGCAUCUCAGGGCCUGGGAACAGGGAAAAAAUCAGAGCAUCUGUGAGCCUGACCCACAUGGAGCUGUGCAGGGAAAGGGCUGUCCUGGCGUGCAUGCGGGAGCACAGGGUGGUCGGUGAGGAGAUCUCCCACCAGCAGUGCCGAGCCCAUGCGUGUGCCAGGGCUGAGCCCUGGUGCUCCUGGCAGUCCUUCCAUGGCACGUGGCAGCUCAGGUUGUGCCAGUCUUUCACCAGGCUUUGUCUUCCUGCACAGAACAUCCUGGGACUGCAGGGGAUCCCUCGGCAAUUUUUCCUGCAGGUGUAUGAGACGCUGCGGAGGAUUGGGGAGACCAGGGCUGGGGAUGCCGUCCUGGGGCUGGCCUGCCUGGCCGCGCUGGCAGGGCUCCGGGUGAUGAAGAGCCGCCUGCCCCGAGCUGCCCCUGCGGAGCCGCUGGCUGUCAGAGCCAGCUACCUCAUCGUCUGGACCUCCGCCACGGGUGCGUUGGCCAUCCCCUGCCCCCUCUCCUCCCGCGGCCAUCCCUCCUGGGGUCUCGUCUCUUUGGGGCAGGGAAGAGACAGCCUGAAAGUGGUAAAGCCCAGGUGGGCAGGAGCUGAGACCUGGAGGUGGGUCGGGGAGGACAAAGUCCCAAGGAUGGUCCUGCUGCUGUGCAUGCCCCUUCCUAAGGCUUGGGAGACCUCAGCAGCCCAGGUACCUCCUCCUGCCAUCCCUCCUGCCCCCCCGGGCUCCGGGCAGGUUUUCACGGUUGCUCUCUCCGCUGCAGCAUGCAACGCCCUCGUAGUCCUGUUUGCCGGCCUGGUAGCUUACUCCUUCCAGGUGAUGGGCUCCCAGCCGCUCACGCUCACCGGCAGCAUCCCCCAGGGCCUCCCUGCCUUCCGACUGCCACGCUUCUCCGUGGCGGCACCCAACGGCACCGUCCCCUUCUGGAGCAUGGUGGAGGACAUGGGGGUCGGGCUGGCCGUGGUCCCGCUCAUGGGCCUGUUGGAGACCGUUGCGAUUGCCAAGGCUUUUGCCUCGCAGAACGAUUACAGGAUUGACCCCAACCAGGAGCUGCUGGCUAUGGGCUUUGCCAACAUCCUGGGCUCCUUCGUCUCGUCGUAUCCCAUCACGGGCAGCUUUGGCCGGACAGCGGUGAACGCGCAGUCGGGUGUCUGCACCCCCGCGGGAGGGCUCGUCACAGGCACCCUGGUCCUGCUCUCGCUGGCGUACCUCACCUCACUCUUCUACUACAUCCCCAAAGCGGCGCUGGCUGCCGUCAUCAUCUCGGCUGUGGUCCCCAUGUUUGAUGCUGGGAUCUUCAGGACGCUCUGGCGGGUUAAGAGGCUGGACCUCGUGCCCCUCUGCGUGACGUUCCUGCUCUGCUUCUGGGAGGUCCAGUACGGCAUCGUGGCUGGGGUGCUGGUCUCAGGGAUUCUUCUGCUCUACUCCAUUGCCAGGCCUCCAAUAAAGGUGUCAGAGGGGGACGCGCUCCUCGUGCAGCCGGGGAGCAGCCUGCACUUCCCAGCCAUCGAGUACCUCCGGGAUGUCGUGUGCAGCCGUGCUCUGGCAGCAGCAUCUCCAUCACGCUCCAUCGUCCUGGACUGUUGCCACAUCAGCAGCAUUGAUUACACAGUGGUGGUGGGGCUGGCAGAGCUGCAGCAGGAGCUGCGCAAGCACGGCCUCUCGCUGGCCUUCUGCAGCCUGCAGGACCCUGUUCUCCAAGUCCUGCUGUCUGCAGACUUAGAAGGAUUCCAGCAUUUCCCCAGCUGGGAGGAGGCAGAGCGGUGCGGAGGAGCGGAGCCGGGGGGCAGCGGGGCAGCCCCCUUCGCCAGCACCAGCGAGAGCUCUCUGCUGCCUGCGGGGCUCAUCCAGUGAGUCGAGGAGCUGCCUGGGACCUCCUUGGGCAGCGUCGCCUUACCAUCUCCUCACCUCCGAUUGUGCCAGGGCUGUACGUCCUGUGCCGCACAGAGCGGUGGCUGUGACAUCCCGGUGACAUCCGACUAACACACUCCACGGGAGCCGCCUGCCCCUGCCCUGCCUCCUGGGAUGUCUGUCGGGGCUGGGACCGUCCCCCUGUCCCACGCAGGGGAGGAUGGAGCAGCACCAGCCCAAACCCACACGGGCUGCGCAGGCGGCACGAGGGGAGGGAGCACUGGUGGAGACACUGGGAGCAGGGGUUUGGCUGGUCCCACACCAGCUUCCCAGCCCCACCGGAGCUCUGGCACCUCGACGCCUCUGCAGACCAAGGACAGGCAGUCCGUGGAAGGGAUUAGUGGGGCAGAAUGGUUCCCGAUCACUGUCAUCGGGAAAAAGCCAUCCCUCCUCCAGGACUUCCCUAUCCUCAAAGCUGCCAUCUUUUUUAAAUCAGCUGUUUUAAUUCUGGAGCCUUUUCUUAUUCUGGGACGUACCGAACUGUGACGCAGAGCGUACUCUUGUCAAAGCAAGUUUUAAUGAUGCUAGCACUGCCCUCCAAGCCCAAGGGCAUGCUGCAGCUCUCAACCUCAGGUUGCUGGGAGAUGAAAAACAUCAGUGAUUUUGCUCCUUACUGAUCCCUCUUGGUUUGUGGGGUGCUCUGCCAAACGCUGCCAUUGGGCAGGGCUGGGCUGUCCCCCUGUGGGUGCAGUCCCUCACCCGAUUCCUGCCAGGCACCGGAGGGGACAGGCAUCGUGGCACCAGCUUGUGCUUGCCUUGCUGUAAAAUGAGUGCAAAAAGCAAUAGUGCUGUCAGGCAGCGGGGCUGGGGGAGGCAGCGUUUGGGAGAAAGCAGUUUUCCUGAGCUGCCUUUGGCUGACGCCCCUAUAAGGAGGGUAUAAUAAAGCAGUAAUUGCAAAUGA
Molecule: messenger RNA, 3445 nt
Organism: Aquila chrysaetos chrysaetos
Lineage: Eukaryota; Metazoa; Chordata; Aves; Accipitriformes; Accipitridae
Gene: SLC26A11
Product: solute carrier family 26 member 11
Exons: 12
Coding region: 694-2487 (597 amino acids)
Biological process (GO): transmembrane transport
Cellular component (GO): membrane
Molecular function (GO): sulfate transmembrane transporter activity
Source: RefSeq, a predicted model, not a curated record